UUUGUGUAUUUUCCAUGUUGACUUCACUUUAUUUUAUUUCGGAAACCAUGGAAGAGUAUGAGAAUAUAUACAAACACUUAUGUCGUGUGUGUUUAAAACAAAAUAAUGAGCAAAACAUGGUUCCUUUAUUGGAUUUUACCAGCGUUGACGGCUUAAGUUGCUUUGGCAAAGCCAUUCUAGCCUUCGCGAGUGUUGACAUCCAAUCGAACAAUGUUUUUCCUACUUUGAUGUGCAAUGACUGUUUAUAUUGCCUAAAACAAGCUAUUUCUUUCAAACUAAAGUGUGAAACAAGUGAUAAACAGCUUAAAAAUUUGGCAAAUCAGUGUUUUUCUGAGGCUGAAAUCAAAACAAAAGUCGUCGAAUAUGCAAUGUUUCAUAGUUAUUUUACUAACGAAGAUCUGCGAGGGUGUUCAAGUUCUAACAUGAAACGUGAAGUAAAGCCCAAGGUAUUCAUGCAAAACAUCGUUGGAAUAGAUAAUCUGGAUAUGGACUUACCUGCGUCUCAAGACAGUUUCAGUGAUAAUUUUCCGGAUAAUCCAGAUGACUAUGUUUGUAAUCCACCUUAUUCUGAUGAAAAACCUGCCCAGUCACUGGAAGAGGCAGAUGUCGUUCUGGAUCGCAUUGAAAAACUGAUAGGCUCAUAUGCAGAUAUAUCAUCAAUGGAAAUUAAGAAAAGUUUUAAAAAGCAAACUUUCAAGCGGCAUAAAAAACUCGCUCGAAGACAACAAAUGAAAUUUCAAAGCAUAGACUCGUUUAACUGUAACAUUUGCCACAGAGUCCUGGCUAACAAACAUUCAUAUGAUAAUCAUAUGCAGAGACACAAUGGAUGUAGAUUUGUCUGUGAACAUUGUGGCAAGGGGUUUCCAGUACUUACCGAGCUACAAGUACAUCAAGUGUCUGUCCAUGGCACCGGACCAUACUUACAGUGCCGCCAGUGCCCAUACAAAGCUCCACGAAAGUUUAGUCUAACCGAGCAUGAAAGGAUACACACUGGUGAACGUCCAUACACUUGUGAAAAGUGUGGUUUAACAUUCCGAAGAAGAUUUGUAUGGAAGAAGCAUCUCAUCUACCAUAAUGAGAAAACUGUUCAAUGCAGUUUAUGUCCCCGUAAAUUCUAUCUGCGGAGUGAGAUGUUAGCGCAUUGUAAUAAUGUUCACGAGAGGAUGUAUGUGUACUUGUGUAAUAAAUGUGGAGCCACCUAUGCAAAGGCGGCUACGGUCAGGCGGCAUUUAACAGAAAGACAUGGAGUGCCAAGAGAAGUGCAAGGCAAGGUAAUUAGGAUUAAUAAAGGGAAGGGUGACUUUCCAGAAUAAAUUACAUAAUACGACAGUAAAUUAAUAGUAUUUUAAACAAUGUUCUAAAAUUCGUUUAUUUUUGUCAGUAUAUUGUCUGACUCCUUGCCACCAACAAGAUGAAAGUACUUUACCCUCUAGCCUAUGUGCCAAAACCUGCCAAGACAAAUGCAAUUUUGAUUUGUUAAAAUAAAGAUUCAAAUUGGAACGGAACGGGAGACCUUAUUAUAGGCCUCUGGGCACCUAGAGGCUAAAUAAAUCGAUCAAUAUAAUUUUUCAACAUACUUAAUUAUUCUUUUGUGAUCAUUUAGAAUAAUUAAUGCAUUUACACUGUACUAUGUAAUGUAUAGGUUGAGAAUUUAUUUUUAAUUAACUAUAAUGUACAUAAUUUAGCUAGGUGGAUGAGAUGAUAGCCUUAACAAUAAAUGUAUACCUACAUUCAUGCUCAGAUCAUUUUGAACCUUGCCCAUUUAGCAACAACUUAUGAUAUUAUGUUUAAGGCCAAGAAAAAUAAUGAGAAAAGCCAAUACUAUUUUUUACCUCUGGUUCACUAUUUUACCGUAAAAAUUACCUACUUUUAUUUAUUUCCUAAGAUGCUAUGAAUAUUCGAUAUGUGAAGAAUAUUUGGUAUCCGGUAGUCUUGCUAUAAAGAAAAAUUGCACUUUUAAUGUAUACCACAAACCAUUAUAUUUUUUCAUUAAAAUGUGUUCAUAGGAUAGUUAAUAUAAAUGAAGAAUUUUCUGAGCAUUUGUUGCUUGCAAAUGAUUUUAUUUUUAGCUUAGGCCAGUUUUGCUUGACUCUUAAUACAUAAGUACACAACUAAACAUCUAAACUUAAACCUUAGCAAACAUUGUUCUUUGUAGGGAACAAUUUUCAUAAUAGACCUGAUUCUACAUGGCCAAAUACGUUUUGGCCGAGACUGUGCCUGUAUAUUCGGUAUUCAGCCAAACCCACUAUUCAUGGCAUCUUUAUUUAUUUAAAUGACAUGACUUUUU
Molecule: messenger RNA, 2287 nt
Organism: Cydia fagiglandana
Lineage: Eukaryota; Metazoa; Arthropoda; Insecta; Lepidoptera; Tortricidae
Product: zinc finger protein 595-like
Exons: 1
Coding region: 15-1313 (432 amino acids)
Biological process (GO): regulation of DNA-templated transcription
Cellular component (GO): nucleus
Molecular function (GO): DNA-binding transcription factor activity, RNA polymerase II-specific; zinc ion binding; RNA polymerase II cis-regulatory region sequence-specific DNA binding
Source: RefSeq, a predicted model, not a curated record